UCUAUCCUCUUCUAUGCGUAGCUACAGUUUGUAAAUAUAUGUAGUUCGGUAAAUUCUGACCGGGGACAGGUAGAGCUCUAAUUAUCAUGUCGGAUACUUUAUUCAACGACUCUUUUCAUUCACUAAUGUUAUGUCGCUUUACAAUAAGCAAUAAGCAACAGUAGUUUUCCAUCAAUAGUAUUUGGGAUCCCCCGACCUUUCAAUUGUUAGCUAUUAUAGAUAAUUCGUCGUGUUGAGGCAAUUUCCUUGACAGUUUCCAUUUUUUUACGAAUAAUCAUGCAUUGGAUGACAAUUUUCGUGAUUUUGAACCUGCAAGUACCGGUUUGGGGAAAUAACAUCAUUGUGAUUCUAGUUGAUGAUUUGGAUCUGACUCUCGAGGGAAUGCAACCAUUACAAAAUACCCAGAAUUUGAUUGGGCAACAAGGAGCAACUUAUGACAAUUGCUUCGUUGCUUCGCCUAUCUGCUGCCCGAACCGUGCGUCAAUUUUAACUGGAAGGUACCAGCACAACCACAAUACAGUCAAUAACUCUAUCUCCGGUGGCUGCAACAGCCCCCAGUGGCAGAGAUAUUCCGAAGGAAAAACCUUUGCUGCGAUAUUAAAAAAGAAGAUGGGAUACACUACGUUCUAUGCUGGGAAAUAUCUAAAUGAAUACGGCUCUAGGGCAGCUGGGGGGCCUCAGCAUGUCCCUCCAGGUUGGGACUGGUGGUAUGGACUUGUCGGAAAUUCAAAGUAUUUUGACUAUUCAUUAUCUGUCAACGGAACCGCGAGGACAUACGGACAUACGCCAAAUCAGUAUCUAACUGAUGUUAUUCUGGAAUUUCAAAGUCUUGAAUAUUAUAGAAAAUUACUGAAUGUUUUACAGAAACAAAUGGCUCUGAGCUUUAUAAACACUCGGAGCGCCAAUUCAGUUCCAUUUCUUAUGGUCCUAGCACCUCCAGCUCCCCAUGAACCCUGGACUCCGGCAGCCCGGCAUAAUGACAGAUAUAAAAAUCAAAAAGCUAAGCGAACACCCAACUUUAAUACUCAAUCACAGUUUGAUAAACAUUGGCUUGUUCGAAUGGGGCCAUCUCCUCUGCCUAACAAUGUUCUUCCAACUUUGGAUGACAUUUAUAGGAGACGCUGGGAGACACUCCUGGCUGUCGAUGAGUUAGUUGUGGGGGUGUAUACCGCUUUGAGGAAUACCCGUCUUUUGAAUGAUACUUAUGUGAUUUUCACGUCUGAUAAUGGCUAUCACAUUGGCCAAUUUAGUAUGCCAAUGGAUAAACGCCAGCCAUAUGAAACCGAUAUUCGAGUUCCUCUAUUGAUUCGUGGCCCUGGAAUCACUCCUGGGAGUCGAGUUAAGGCUCCAGUGACCAGCGUUGAUUUAUUUUCAACGAUUUUGGAAAUGGGGGGAACUGAGGCGAUAUCAGACGGUACAUCGAUGCUGAAUAAGAACAUCUCUGAGGAUCGCAGUGUUUUAAUUGAAUACAGAGGGGAACAUUCGAUAGGAACUCCCAACAGUGGAUGCCCCACUGAUGAUGAUGUUCAUCUAUCACAUUGUGAUAAAAAAUAUGAAUGCAAAUGUCAGGAUUCCACCAACAAUACCUAUGCCUGCGUCCGAAGAUUCUCAGAGAAGAAUAACAAUAUCUUUUGUGUUUUUGAAGACGCUACGAAAUAUGUUGAAGCGUAUGAUCUGAAUGCUGAUCCAUUCCAAAUGAAUAACAUUGCAUACAGCAUGCAUAAGGGGAAGAGAUACCGAUUCAGGAAACGAUUGAAGGAACUGGUUAAGUGUGAAGGGGUUGAUUGUGUGCGUACACACCGAUGAGAUCACACUGAUAUGAGAACAUAUUUAAUUUCAUUAAUCAUUCUAAUUUUCUUAUGUCUUGACGAUGAAUUCUGUCAAAUUGUUUGAUUUUUACUAUAUUACAACGUUGCAUUGAAUAUUCACGAGUGAAAAUAUAAUUCAAAUUGCUAUAUAUACACCAAUCGUCGGUAAAAUAAAUAUUUUCUUUCAUA
Messenger RNA from Diachasmimorpha longicaudata, 1997 nucleotides. Its product is annotated as N-acetylglucosamine-6-sulfatase-like. Gene Ontology annotation, biological process: glycosaminoglycan metabolic process. The transcript has 9 exons. Gene Ontology annotation, molecular function: glycosaminoglycan binding; N-acetylglucosamine-6-sulfatase activity. The record is from RefSeq and is a predicted model, not a curated record. The coding region runs from base 277 to 1806 and encodes 509 amino acids. Lineage: Eukaryota; Metazoa; Arthropoda; Insecta; Hymenoptera; Braconidae.